UCGUUGUCGAAAAACCAACCACGGUAUCAAAAAUUUACACAGUUAGAACCGGGAACCUUCGUGCGAUUGAGGAAAGAAAUAGGCGUUAUUUUCAAAGUAAAAUAUUGUUUACCCUAAAAUUUCAUUGUUUCGUUACUUAAACUUGGACUGCAAUUUUUUUCAUGUAUAUCUAAUAACUUUCCGGCAACUCCGUAAAACAUGGGAGAAAAAGUUAUAGUUUCAGUAUGCGAGGGUAAAAUUCAAGGAUUUAAAAAUGUAUCUACGUUUUCUGGAGUGGAAUUUUAUUCUUUUCUCGGAGUACCUUAUGGACAAUCAACUGGAGGCCUAGCACGAUUCAAGGAUCCAACACCAGUAAAACCUUGGAAAAAUGUUUUGAUGACGACGAAUGAAAAAGGGGGUUGUUUGCAAUUUUCAAUGAAGAAAGGACGCAUGGAUGGUUCAGAGGAUUGUUUAUACAACAAUAUUCACACGCCAAAAUUACCUCAAAAAGAUGACUACCCUUUAAGACCAGUAGUAGUGUGUUUCCAUCCUGGAGGUUUUCAUACAGGUUCAGCAGAUCCUAAUUAUUUUGGAUCUCCGGACUAUGUCAUGCACAACGAUAUAGUAUGCGUUUUUGUGUCCUUCAGAUUACACAUUUUAGGCUUCUUAAAUUUGGAUUUACCAGAGUGCUCGGGUAAUCAAGCAUUAAAAGACAUACUUCUAAGCUUACAAUGGAUUCAACGAAAUAUAAGAAACUUUGGUGGCGAUCCUGAUAAUGUAACAGUACUAGGUAGCAGCACAGGAGCCGCAGUAGUUAACCAUUUGAUGUUUAUACAAAAAGCAAAAGGGCUAUUUCAUAAAGCGAUUAUCAUGGGCAUGUACAAAUACUGCCCGUCGUUGGUAGUUCAACCAGAAAACGCUACACUGGCAUUUAAAAUAGCGCAAAAAGUAGGUUACAAAGGACCAUUUGAUAAGAAAAAAUUAUUAUUUUUCUACAGAAAGGUAGACAUACAAAAGGUUCUUUUUACCAGGCCGGAUCGUUCCUUCGAGGAUGAAACGGUUCACUUUUUCCCAGUUUUCCCAUUCGUUCCAACUAUAGAUUCCGGUGAAAAUGCUAUUAUACCAACACCAAGUAAGGAAGAAUACUUGAAAUCAUUAGCACGUAUACCACUCAUGGUUGGAUUUUGCCAAAGAGAAGCAAUGAUGGGAUUUCUCGGACCGUACAAAAAAACAUCACAGAAGAAUUUUUUCAAAUCCGUUCGUCAGAAUUGCUGGGGUUGGGGAAGCAAUCUGAAUAAUGAUCAACUCAAAUAUAUUCAAGAUAAAAUACAAUCUUUCUACUUGAAAGGUGAUCCGAUUGACUUCGCCCCAUUAUCAGUCAAAUGUGAUAUUCAAACUGAUAUUGGUUUCUCAGACUUAUACCCAUCACUUAUCGACGCAGUUGCAGCAGAUUCGCCUUCGUCGGUUUACGUUUAUAAAUUCGAAUUCCAGGGAAACGUUCCCAAAUUGAAAGAUCUUUAUCAAUUUGUAUUCGAAGAACCACUAGAUGGAACUUAUCAUGGAGACGAUUAUACAUACUGGGCAAAGUUCUCACUUCUCUUUAAUGAAUCAGACAUUCCCCUAACUCCUGACACUGAAGAAGUGGUGAAAACAUUCACAAAACUAAUCAGCACAUUCGCUAAAACUGGGGAUCCGAAUUACGAAGGGAUAACUACUCAAUGGAAACCAACCACCGCGGAAAAUCCAUGUUACCUCAGCAUAAAGAAUAAGUUGUCUUUGGUAGAUGGUAAAUUAAAUGGAAAUGGAGCCAAGUUUUGGGACGAACUUAGACAAGAAUUGGAAGAAAAUAACGAAACACCUCUUUAAGAAGGCAAUCUGCAAUACUUACUAUAGCUUAAUGAAACAUAAACCGAGUCCUGAGUCUAUGCCGGAUUCAUUUGCUCAACUUUCACACAGCAUGGACAAGGAUAUUGAGUAAAUCGAACGAAUUUUCCGCCUAUCAUCGUUUUUAUUUGGUAUCAUCCGGAGAACUUGAUGAAAGAUGAAAAAUUUGAGCCGCAAGAAAGCUACUUUAUUAAUCACGUUGUGCGAUUAAUGCAUUAUGUUAUACUUAAUUUUUUUUUUUUUUUUUAAUCAAACAUUUAUGAUUUAUUUGUCCGCGAUUCCUCAAAAUAUCAAGUAACAUUGUAGGCAUUUAUUCCUCAAGUAAAAAUCAAGUGACUUUUUAGCCUGA
Molecule: messenger RNA, 2212 nt
Organism: Planococcus citri (citrus mealybug)
Lineage: Eukaryota; Metazoa; Arthropoda; Insecta; Hemiptera; Pseudococcidae
Product: esterase FE4-like
Exons: 10
Coding region: 199-1845 (548 amino acids)
Molecular function (GO): serine hydrolase activity
Source: RefSeq, a predicted model, not a curated record